CCAGCGCCCGCAUCGAGACGACUCCGACGAGCAAUUGAAAUUGCUUAUAAGCAGUAAUAAGUUACUAUGUUCUUUCAGACGAGUGAGCAAUAUCCAUCUUCUGACAUAUUUACAUUAUGAAUGGCCAUACGGAACCGAGCAAGCGCCAAUGCUUCGAUGUGCCUGCCAAAAUGAAGGCACUACAAUAUUCAGGACCUGAGAAGUUUGCAGUUGAGACCAUCGACGUUCCAACAAUUGGUGACGAUGAUGUUCUUGUCAAGAUUUCAGCCUGCGGUGUAUGCGGAACAGAUUUGCAUUACCAUAAAGGCGAGUUUCUAGCCAAGUACCCUCUGAUACCAGGCCACGAAGCAGCAGGCACCGUCGCCGCUAUCGGCAAGAAUGUCAGGAACGUCGCGGUCGGUGACCGUGUAGCAGCCGAUGCCUUACAGCCAUGCCUCAACUGCUUCUAUUGCAUUCGCAGGAAGACCCAACUCUGCGAAAACGUCAUCGGUUAUGGCGGUAAUGUACCCGGCGGCAUGGCAGAGUACUGUAGGUACCCAGCCCGGAUGGUAUUCCCUAUCGGAGACCUUCCGGAUCUGGAAGCUGUCUUGAUCGAACCCGCCGCAUGCGCAGCGCAUGGUAUUGAGAGAAUGCAGAUGGAAGUCGGAAGCAGGGUCUUACUUUUCGGAUGCGGGCCAACUGGUAUACUGUUAGCUCAAUUGAUCAAGAUGAAUGGCGCUGCUCAUUUGACCAUCGCCUCAAAAGGCGGCCCGAAACUCGAUCUUGCACGCGAACUCAACAUUGCUGACUCCUACAUUACCAUAUCCGACGGCAAUCCCGGGGAUGAUAUGGCUGCUCUCUCGGCCGACAACCUCUACGGGUUCGAUAUCGUUGUGGAAGCAACUGGCGCACCCACAGUUCUCGAAAAGGCCAUCGAGUACGUACGGAAAGGUGGAAAGCUAGUCGUGUAUGGCGUAUAUGACGAGAACGUGAAGAUUGCUUGGUCGCCCUUCCGAAUCUGGGAGAAUGAGAUUACGAUAUUGGCUAGCUUCUGCAGCAUGGGUCACAUACCGCACGUAUUGGAGUAUGUAAAUGCUGGGAGAUUGAAGUUGGGCGGCAUUGCGAACAAGACGUAUAGAAUUGAGCAGUGGGAAGAGUGUCUGGAUGCGGUGAGGAAGCAGGAGGUUGUUAAAGCUGCUAUUGUGUUCACUUGAUACGAAUCGUGAUAGUAAGCAAUUGGAUAAAGACCUCAAAGCAUUGCAUGCAACAUUUCUUCAGAUGGUAUGGAGGAGAGUUGUUUAUAGAUGAUCGUAACGCUACUUAGAUUACGA
Messenger RNA from Alternaria rosae, 1310 nucleotides. RefSeq names its product L-threonine 3-dehydrogenase. The transcript has 8 exons. NCBI's taxonomy places the organism in Eukaryota, Fungi, Ascomycota, Dothideomycetes, Pleosporales, Pleosporaceae. The record is from RefSeq and is a predicted model, not a curated record. Gene Ontology annotation, molecular function: oxidoreductase activity; zinc ion binding. The coding region runs from base 117 to 1193 and encodes 358 amino acids.